AUCACUCCGCUCACCCGUCCGCCACUCGUACAUCCCCCUCUUCGUUAGCGACCACCACGACCGUUAGCUGCCCUGCUCACCGUCCACAACGUCGUAGCCCGCCAUGAACGCCCGCUACACCCUCAAGCGCCCCGCCCACCACCUCUCGGAAGAUGCCGACAUAAUCGAACCCAGUCACGACCUCGCCUUCUCCGACUCCGACCCAAGUUCGAGUCGCGUCGUCCAUCACGCCAAACAAUUAUCGCAUGAAUCUCCAGAGGACGCCAGGCUCACUGCGCAGACUCUCAACUCCGAUGGCACGCCGAAGAGGCCCAUGAACGCCUUCAUGAUCUUCGCGCGCAAACGGCGUCCUCAGGUAUCCGCCGAGAACCAGAUGAUGCGCACGGGGGAGAUAAGCAAGCUUCUGAGCAAGGAGUGGAACACCAUGGAAAUGGCAGACAAACAGUACUUCCUCGACCAGGCGAAGAAGCUCAAGGAUAACUUCAACGCGAAGUAUCCGGACUACGUCUAUAGGCGUCGUCCGAACAACUCCCGUAAGAAGCGCAAGCCAGAUCCGUCUCUUCACCCUAUGCUCGACGGCAGCCCGUCAGCUGACGCCGGCGAUGAGAUGUCGGGCUUUCACGAGUUCGACUACCCCAGUCCCGUCGAAGACGACGAUAGCGUGAAUCACUCUCCACGCGACCUUACCUUCAGCCGCACCGGCUUGCUCUCGUCCGCUGCGUACGAAGAUAGCCAGGGCUUCCCUUCCUCCCACCAUCACCACCACCCUCACUCCUACUCGUCCUACUCGUCUUCCUCUGAUCUCCAUCCGCAUGGUCAACUCUCCCACUCCGGCGGGAACAGAGUCAUCCAGCUCCCGAGCGUGCACGACCGCUCUGGAUCUGAGGGCUCCUUAUCCGGCAGCACAUCGCAACAUUCGUCCUCUGGGGACUUGACCAGCCAUGCCGGUUACUCCAGCCAGUCCUCGCAGAUGCCCCCCUCUCAGCUCUUCUCUGAACAACUCGGCGUGCACGCUUACCAGUGGCCGCUCCCCUCCGCGCCUAGAGGGGCUAACCAGACUCGAGGGGCGAGUACAGCAUGGCCGCCCAGCAUGAUCACACCACUUAACACCGGUGGUGGUGGUCCUGGUGGCGGCGGUCGCAAUGAUCGUUCGUUACCCGCCCUCUCAGCCUCGAAGCUCGACAUCUACACUCCCCCUCCCCAUUCACACUCGCACCUCUCCCGCCCCUGGUCCACCAGCACCGCCUCGCAACCCUCCCCCACCGCAUCCAGCGCCUCUUCGCACCUAUCCUCUCAGUCCUACUCUCAUCAACCUCUCCCGACGCUCUCCGCGCCCUUCUUCCCAGACGGACGUACUGGGCCUCCUUCGCCGCCGCAAUACCAUAGCAGUGGCGCGUCGUCGAAUUCGGCGAGUCCGGAGGCGUAUUUUUCGACUGCUGCUCAGUUGCCGCUUCCGAUCGCUAACGGAUCGGCAUACGGAAGAGCUGGAGGGGGAGGGGGUGCGGCCGAGUAUGAUACGCCGAGCUAUGGCGUGCAUAAUUCUCACCCGACGAGUGGCAGCUAUCAAAGCCAGAGGGAGCACCAGCAGCAUCAUCAUCAUUCGCAGUUGUUGCAGACCUCGAUGUUGCCGUCGAGGACGCCGCAUAUGAUACCGGUGACGGGUGGCAGGUAUCCGUAUGUUUAGGUUUGGCGUAGGGUGGAGGUGGGGGUGGAACACUCGAUAACCCUCGCUCGUCGUCUCGUUUGCAGCUCACACACGAAAAAGCGAGGUUUAAAUAUUGGUCAGUUAAUCCUCUUUCUCCUUUCUUGUUACUUUAUGCAUCCUCGAUACUCUGCAUACCAUUCGUCCUCGCCACGAGUUUCGAUCGUUCCUUUCCUUCGUCCCACUGGUUUUCAGUUUCGUUUGCCUGUUUUCUUGUCGUUGCCUGCCCCGUUGUUGCCGUCGGUUGUGCCUUUGUUGUUGUUGCCAGUUGUUAUUUUGCCUUCAAGCUGUAUCAUUCAUUCCUUUGUCUGUUUUUCAUUAUGAUUAUGUGUUAUCGUCGUCGUCGUCGGACAUGCAUUAUGUUUAUGGUACAUGGUACAAUACAAACCCAAAUCACGUUCCCUCUCAGUUGCAGUCCCUGUCUCUUUCUGUCUCAGUCCCAUCUCCGUCUCUGUCUCCGUUGCACUGCCCUCAUCAUGAUCGUACAUAUCCGUUCCUGUCUGUUCGUCGCACUCGCUCGUUCGUUAUUCAAAAAUUGUGUUUAUAGUCUUCGUUUCUUUGCCUCCGAGCUGUCUCAGUGUCUGUUGUUUGUCUGUUCGUUCGUUAGUCAGUCAGUUGUAGUGUUGUUCGAUGUUGAGAACUCGAAUCGAUAAAGUGCAUAUUGUCAAU
Molecule: messenger RNA, 2371 nt
Organism: Stereum hirsutum FP-91666 SS1
Lineage: Eukaryota; Fungi; Basidiomycota; Agaricomycetes; Russulales; Stereaceae
Exons: 3
Coding region: 104-1684 (526 amino acids)
Biological process (GO): regulation of DNA-templated transcription; anatomical structure morphogenesis; cell differentiation
Molecular function (GO): RNA polymerase II cis-regulatory region sequence-specific DNA binding; DNA-binding transcription factor activity, RNA polymerase II-specific
Source: RefSeq, a predicted model, not a curated record